AUGGGUGACUGGGCCUACUGCGUGGAAAGGAGUGGAGCGACCUUUGAAGCUGAUAAAACAGCUAUUAUAUACUUUACCCCCAAAGCACAUAAGUUGGAACAGGAGCGUUUUACCAUCAAGGGACAAGCCAUUAAACCCAAAGACUAUAUUAAGAUUCUUGGUAUAAUAAUAGACACUAGACUUAAAUACAAGGAACACAUCGCAAGGACCACAUCUAAGGGCCUAGAAGUAGCAAUGGAGCUCAGAUGGCUCAGGGGUUUAUCCCCAUUAAUAGCGCGACAACUAUUUACAUCAACUAUUAUCACAGCCAUGGACUACGCCUCUAAU
Messenger RNA from Talaromyces stipitatus ATCC 10500, 327 nucleotides. RefSeq lists its product as uncharacterized. The record is from RefSeq and is a predicted model, not a curated record. The transcript has 2 exons. Lineage: Eukaryota; Fungi; Ascomycota; Eurotiomycetes; Eurotiales; Trichocomaceae. The annotation marks the transcript as partial.